UUCUUCAUCCUUCACUCUUGAGAAAAGUCGUCUGAGAGGUUGGGAUAUUGAUGUUGAGGUUACUGUGUUGUUGAUCAGUUAAACUUUUUAAAGAGAGAUGGCUAGAAUAAAUUGGAUUGAUAGAAUACCGGGUUACCACUAUUAUGAUACUCCAGAAGGUGAGGAUUGUCUCAAGAAAGUUAUUUUCAUGAACAAAAUGGGCCUUUUCUUUGGAAUAUCUGCUGCAACUCUUGAUGUAAUAGCCUAUUCUAAACCAGUGGGAUUUGCCAAUAUAGCUUCAAGGUAUGUUAUGAUUUCUUGGCCUAUAAUGGCUGUAGGUUCUACAUUUGCUGCAGUUACUUGUCUGUCUACUAGCUUACGAGGCAAAGAUGACACUUACAAUUAUUCACUGGGAGGAUUUGCUGCUGGCUGUGUUGCUGGGGCAGCAAUGAGGAGUGGAACAUUUGGUACAUCUGCAGCGGUAAUAUUCACAAUUAUGGCCUAUACAAAGAAACAUUGUGAAGAGCUUGGAGUGCCAUUAAUGGGAACAGAAAAGAGGAGUUAUGAUUUUGGUGGAUUUUGGAGUAACAGAUGGGACUGGUCUUUGAUCGGUGAAGGAGAGAAGGGAUGGAGAAAGUCAGAAAACUAGUUAGAUACCAAGGUAGAAAAUGUCAAUAUAAGUUUGUCAGUUAUGUAUUGAUAUGGUAUCAUCAUCUUAAAUAAAGUCUUAAGCCAU
Messenger RNA from Homalodisca vitripennis (glassy-winged sharpshooter), 715 nucleotides. RefSeq names its product NADH dehydrogenase [ubiquinone] 1 alpha subcomplex subunit 11 (gene ND-B14.7). NCBI's taxonomy places the organism in Eukaryota, Metazoa, Arthropoda, Insecta, Hemiptera, Cicadellidae. The transcript has a single exon. Bases 98 to 628 code for a protein of 176 amino acids. Gene Ontology annotation, biological process: mitochondrial respiratory chain complex I assembly. The record is from RefSeq and is a predicted model, not a curated record.